Molecule: messenger RNA, 7378 nt
Organism: Dromaius novaehollandiae (emu)
Lineage: Eukaryota; Metazoa; Chordata; Aves; Casuariiformes; Dromaiidae
Gene: HFM1
Product: helicase for meiosis 1
Exons: 43
Coding region: 2084-6520 (1478 amino acids)
Molecular function (GO): ATP binding; nucleic acid binding
Source: RefSeq, a predicted model, not a curated record
GGCGGCCGGGCGGCCGGCGCGCGCGGGCCGGUGGCGGCUGUGGCGGGCCCGCGCGGCGCCUCGGGCCUCGGCGCUGGGGCGGCGGCCGGGCCGGGCCGCGCCGGGCCGGGCCGGGGGAGCGGGCGGUACCCGGGACAGCGGCCCGCGGGCGAGGGGGCUGCCCCUGCCCUCUCCUGGAAGCCCGAAAAGCGCAGCGGUGUCGGCAGCGCGGAAGGAAGCACGAGCGCAGAGGAUGAGAAGUCAAACGACAAGACAGGCCCACAAAGAACUUUGCUUAAGGCAGACAAGCAAUUGCCAAAACCAACCUCUGGGAGCUCUCUGAGAAGGAAUGAUCAAACGUUGCUGUGUGAUUGCAUCCACUACUGCCAGAAUCUGCAGGUUUCCUAUAUAUUUUGGUCUGCAUUUAUGAUUGGAGGAGUGUUUCAUGCUCUCAGUGUGGGAUAGAAAAGACCAGGUGACACACGUGCUCUAUCUUCAACCCUUGAAAUACAGAUAGGCAAAUAAAUACAGUCUGGAACUUUUCCAGAACAUGUUCAAUUGAAUGCAAAGCUGCUUCCUGAUGUGCUCAGCAAUAUGGAGUCCACUGCUGGCUUGGAAACCAAUCUGGUGAUUGACAGUUUCUUAAAUGGUGUUGAUGGAACAGUGACUGCCCUAUUUUCUGAAACAGUGGUUGCAAAUACAACUAUCAAGUUAAUUCGUCAUUUAUACAAAAGCUGACUCCACAUACACUAUCAAUGGGAUAUCUUUUUUAUUCAAGGGAAGCAGCAAUGACUUGCCUCUUAGAAGAUAUACCACCACAGUAACAAUCUCUUUGGAUUUCGUUCUACAUAUGUCUCAUUUUAUCAACUGAGCCUUUGAUUGAAAUAUAGAAAAAUUAGGAAGUAACAGCUAUGUGAAUUGUCAAAAUCUAUACUUAAUAUUAUCUCUAUUGUCUAAGUGCAAAAAUCCUAAUGCCUUUAAAUACUAAGUGACAUAAAAUAACGUGUUUAUACAUGCUGAAUUUGUUAAGGGUGGAGUUGUAAAUGUGGAAUAUUCUUGUUUUGUUAAUUUGAAGAUGAUAAUGUUAUACAUAAUGAAAGUGGUCCUUAGAGGUUAGUUUAUGUUUGAAGGGUUCAGUAGGAGGAGUUCAUGUCUUAAAAGAAAAAAUGUAUGGAUGAGAAACUGAAAAAGGAAACAAAGGUAAAGAAGUAAAGAACAAUUUCUCCACCCCAUCAUGAAACAAAUAGUAUUAAAUAUGUUGUAAUUUAGUUACAUAAAAAACAGAGUUCAGGACCUAAACUUCUUGGGGAAGCACGGUUUAGGAGCAGAGCAGCAGCAGCCUGCUUGCUGGCUCCCUGGGGAGGAGUGCCUUGUAUCACUUCUGGCUGACAGGCAGAGCCGCGCUGCCAGCUUCCGGGGGGAGCUGUCUUUAGCUCUCUUAAGACCCAGUCUUGCAAACGCUUAUGCACAUGAGUAAUUUCAACUUCCAUCAGUAAACUUAUUCAUGUGUUUAAGUUUUUUGCAACGGUGGUACAAUGCCAGGCCCAAAUCUGAGACUGCUAGUCAAUAUGAUAAAAUGAAAGAAAUUUGCCUGUGCUUUUCCUUCCCCACCAUGUCAAAAUUUAUAAUCUAAGCAAUCUAGUUUAUGCUAUAUUUUUAUUUCCCAAUUUUGACUGAAUAUUUUUGAACUCCUUGAAUCUAUUAUAAUUUUCUUUAAAUAAAUGAAUGAUUGCCACAAUCUCAAGCAUAUGGUAAAGAUAAAACAGUUAAAGGCUUGCCUGUGAUUUUAAGACCUUUAAUACUUCACAGUAAUUUCUGUUAUGAGGUAGGGUACUUUUCAGAGGCCAUUGUUUUUCUUGUCAUGUCUAUAAAAUUGUGGAGAAGGCUGAACAAAGGAAACUGAGAGAACACACUGACAAUUGUCAUCUUACUUAUGUCUUGAUACUUUUCUGCAUUUAAUUUGUUUGCAGUGAUUUGUUCAAUUUGUAACUUCCGGAGAAAACUGAAGCUUUUAACAGAUUUGUAUUUAGUUCAAGUCUAUAAAUUUCAAUUUCAAAGCCUGUGCUACCUUUUAAAGAUUGUGAGAGUUUACAUUUGAUCAAAAAUGUUCAGCUCUGCAGACAUGGCCUUUUCAUUGGAUAAUUUCUUUUACGAAAGACCAGAUACAAAACAAGGAUACCUAGAAAACGAAGAGCCAAAGAUGUGGUAUAUUGCACCUGCUCCGGCUAUUACUGAAAUUCCAUCUGCAGAGGAGUUACAGAAAGAACUGGAGAAAAACACAGUCUACAGUCAUACGGGGGAGACACAGCACCAGAAGUCUAUACAACAGUGCAAGAGAAAUACUGAGGAAGUAAAUGAUAAAUCACAAGCACCUGUAAAUUUUAGUAUAGCUUCUGAAAAAGAAGUGUUCCACUUAAGUUUAGGAGAAAGGAAUAAAACUAAUUUUCAGUGUGAAAGUCUGAAAAUGGUUUCAUCAUUUCUGUCUUCUGACCAAGAUAAAUAUAAAAAGGGAGUUGGAGCUUGUCAGCAACCUGGUGCAAAUAUUUCACAAAAUAAAAUAUUAUUUAAUUUUCCAGACAACAGUGAUGAUGAGAGUAUCCAUUCAGCAUUAAGGAAAAGAUUAUUUAAAAUAUCUGAAUUUAAAGAUAGUUCGAUUGAUAUGAAAGAAAUUGGUACUUAUUUGAAAACAAGUGAAAACAUGAGAGAGAUGAAAAAAGGAGACUUACAGAGAUAUAAUCAUCAUAUUCAGAUAACUAAAGACUCAGAUUUUACCCUACAUAGGGUAAAUGAUGGUGACUUUGCUCCUAAAAGUGGAAUUAAGAUAAAAUCAUUUUCUAAUGCUUCAAAGAUUCUGGAUAUGAAAGGAACUGCAGAAAGAAGUUUGGAAAUUUUGAGGGCUGUUACAGAAAUCCCGACCCAAUUUAGAAGUAUUUUUAAAGAGUUUCCCUAUUUUAACUAUGUACAGUCUAAAGCUUUGGAUGAUCUUCUUUAUACAGAUAGGAAUUUUGUGAUUUGUGCUCCAACUGGCUCUGGUAAAACUGUAAUGUUUGAGCUAGCUGUUACCAGAUUACUUAUGGAAACCCCAAUGCCUUGGUUAAAUACUAAAAUUGUUUACAUGGCUCCAAUAAAAGCUCUAUGCAGUCAGCGUUUUGAUGACUGGAAAGAAAAAUUUGGACCCAUAGGACUCAGCUGUAAGGAACUGACAGGAGAUACAGAGAUGGAUGAUCUGUUUGAAAUACAGCAUGCUCACGUUAUUAUAACUACACCUGAGAAGUGGGAUAGCAUGACUAGAAGGUGGAGAGACAAUUCUAUAGUCCAGCUUGUACGACUGUUUCUCAUUGAUGAGGUGCAUGUUAUAAAGGAUGAAAGCCGUGGCGCAACAUUAGAAGUUGUAGUCAGUCGGAUGAAGACUGUUCAGUCUUCUCUUUUGCGUCUUUCAGAGAAUCGUGACACUGUUCCUUCCUUGAGAUUUGUAGCUGUUUCUGCAACAAUCCCAAAUGCUGAAGAUAUUGCAGAAUGGCUUUCAGAUGGUAAGAUGCCGGCUGUAUGUCUAAAAAUAGAUGAAGAUCACCGACCUGUGAAGCUACGCAAAGUUGUUCUUGGUUUUCCAUGCAGUGACAAUCAGACAGAAUUCAAGUUUGACUUAACUCUUAACUACAAGAUAGCUAGUAUUAUACAAACAUAUGCUGAACAAAAACCAGCACUUGUGUUUUGUGCAACAAGAAAAGGAGUACAGCAGGCCGCUUCUGUUCUUGCAAAAGAUGCUAAAUUUCUAUUGCGUAUAGAACAGAAACAAAGAUUACAGAGAUCUGCAAAUUCACUGAAAGAUUCCAAAUUGAGAGAUCUUUUAAUAUAUGGUGUGGCUUAUCAUCAUGCGGGUAUGGAGCUCUCUGAUAGAAAAAUAAUUGAAGGAGCUUUUACUGUAGGAGAUUUACCAGUACUCUUUACUACUAGUACCUUAGCUAUGGGAGUCAAUCUACCUGCACACCUGGUGGUUAUAAAAUCCACAAUGCACUAUGUUGGAGGAAUGUUCCAGGAAUAUAGUGAAACUGAUAUUCUGCAAAUGAUUGGGAGAGCAGGAAGGCCUCAGUUUGACACUACAGCUACGGCAGUUAUCAUGACUCGUUUGAGUACAAGGGAGAAGUAUAUGCAGAUGUUAAGCGGUGCAGAUAUAAUAGAGAGCAGCUUGCACAGGCAUCUUGUUGAGCAUUUAAAUGCAGAAAUAGUGCUGCAUACCAUCACAGAUGUCACUGUAGCUUUGGAAUGGAUACGAUCAACAUUUUUAUACAUUAGAGCUUUAAAAAAUCCAACUCAUUAUGGUUUUUCGUCUGGAUUGGAUAAAGCUGGAAUUGAAGCAAAAUUACAAGAAUUGUGUUUGAAGAACUUAAAUGAUUUAUCGACUUUUGAUUUGAUCAGGAUGGAUAAAGCAAAUAAUUUCAAACCAACAGAGACUGGAAGAUUAAUGGCAUGGUAUUAUAUUGCAUUUGAUACAGUGAAACAGUUUUUCACAAUUAAAGGAACAGAGACUUUAAAUGAACUGGUUACAAUGAUCUCCAGCUGCACAGAAUUUCUAGAUGUCAAGUUAAGAACAAAUGAAAAGAAAAUAUUGAACACUCUGAAUAGAGAUAAGAACAAGAUAACUAUCAGGUUUCCAAUGGAAGGGAAGAUAAAAACAAGAGAAAUGAAAGUAAACUGUCUUAUUCAGGCUCAGCUGGGAUGCAUUCCUAUUCAAGACUUUACUUUGACACAAGAUACUGGCAAAAUAUUUAGAAAUGGCAUAAGAGUUACUAGAUGGUUAACUGAUUUUCUGGCUUCACGUAAAAACAACUUUUCUGCAUUAUUAAACUCUCUGAUUUUAGCCAAGUGUUUCAGGUGCAAACUUUGGGAAAAUUCACUUCAUGUAUCUAAACAGUUGGAAAAAAUUGGUGUAUCGCUGUCAAAUGCUAUGGUAAAUGCUGGGCUGACCUCAUUUAAAAAAAUAGAAGACACAAAUGCAAGAGAACUGGAAUUGAUUUUAAACAGACAUCCUCCUUUUGGAAACCAGAUAAAAGAAUCUGUGUUGCAUCUUCCAAAGUAUGAACUUGACAUUGAACAGCUUGCAAAAUACAGUGAUACAUUGGCUGAAAUCUUAGUAACCAUCAAAUUAACAAACUUUGAACAGCUACAGACAAAGAGAACUGCACCAGACUUUCACUAUGUGACAUUGGUCAUAGGAGAUGCUGAUAAUCAAGUCGUUUUUAAACAGAAAAUUAUGGAUUCUCUAUUGCUGAAAACUGGAAAUUGGACUAAGAAAAUUGAAGUGAAAAGACCUGUUAAAUCAGAGGACUUCAAUAUAAAUUUAAUUAGUUCUGAUUAUGUUGGCCUUGAUGUACAGCAAGCAUAUACAGCAUUUUACUUAGGACCGAAAACGCUGGGAAGUAAAGUGAUUAUAAAUCGGAAACUGAAAGCUGAUUCUUCACUUGAUACGUAUCAUGGCUCACCACAAAGACUGCCAGCAGCAAAAGUAAAUGCAGGAGGCAGAUCUAAACAAGAGAUUACCUGCAGGAACUAUGGAAACAGAGAAUGUAACCAUCACUGUAAAAAUAAAGAUGUAUGUGGACAUGACUGCUGUAAAACUGGAGUGCCUCCAAAGUCAGUGAUGAAGGGAGAUUCAGAGUUUUCUUUGUACCUAGCUGAUUUAAGGAGCAGGAACUCAAUUUCAUCUGUACCCCCAGUAAAACGAUUAAAGAUGCAGAUGUUAAAUCAGUCUCAAAAUGUGGAUCUCAAACAAUUUGUUUUUACACCCAAAUGUUUGAUGCCAGCAUUGCCAAGGUCUGACAAUAAACCGUUGUCAUCAUCACCUUCGAUGGAUCAAGAAGGUAAUGUUAAUAUCUUAGGAAGAUCUCCGAAACAACUGCAAUCCUGGAAUUACGGAAAGAGUAAUUUGUCUUGGAAGCAUUCAUUGUCUGUGAGUCAGAAGAGCCAAGAGACAAUGACAUCAAAAAAACCCCUUAAAGAAUCUUUAAUGCAUAACUUGACUGAUACAGAUAAAAGCAGAUCUUGGUUUUCAGAGGCUUUGAAUGUGAACUUUGAAUUGGGAAAUGAUGUUUGGGAUGAUUUUGAGGAUGAGAAAUUAGUAUCUGCUAGCAACUUUUCCAGUAGAGAUUUAGAUGAAUGUGAACCACUUUGCCAGUACGCAAGGAGCAAAGCCACAAGUGACAUUUCAAAAGAUUCUUGCACAUUACAAGAUGAGACCAAUGCCAAGUAUUCAAUUGUUUCUGUGUUUAAUGGCCCAUCAAAAGGGAAAUUGUCUGUACAGAGUGGAAAUAUAAAUAUGGUCAGUUUUCAAGAAAAAAAGCACUCAAAUCCUUCACAGGAGUUCAAAAACAUACAGUGUUCUUCAAGCUCAGAAAUAAUCUCAGACUCUUCUAAAUUCACUAGGAAAGGGGAUUUUUUUAUUUGCACAAGAGAACAAGAAAAAGAAAUGGAUCCCAGAUAUCUUCUUGAUGAUGAAACCAAUGAUGUCAAGCCCUUUCUUGGAAUAUUCGAUGACAUUUUCUAAAACAUAAAGUAUAUUAUAAGUGCUGAAAAAAAUUAUUGUCAUUUUUCCAGAGUGAAGCAUUCAAAUACAGUUAAGAGAAUUUGUUUUCUCUUGUGUGACUAUUUAUUAAGGGGAAGUUUGCUGCACAGAGUAGAUAAUAAUAAAAAUUGAUGUCUCAUUUAUGGAAUUCUAAUUAUACAAUCUCACUUUUAAAAGUAUUUAAGUCUUUGUUUGUUAACUUUGCUGUUUUCAGAAUUGCAGAAAAAAAAAUUGGAAUGUGCCAGUAAAGGAGAAUAGUUCUCAAACUAAGGGAUUUUUAUAGAUAAAGUAAAAUCACAUAAGAGAAAAUAAGCUUAUUUUUAAAUGAAUGAAAUGCUUUCCUUACAAAUUUCUUAAGCUUGUUUUUUAUUAUGUACAUCAGUUCUAAUGCUGAGUUUUUCAUAAUACUGAUUUUAUGUAAAAUAAUUAGAUUUACAAGUAAAAAUAAUAGAAUGGUCAGUUGUCCUAGGCUGUAUUUCUUUUGAUAGUGUUAUCAACUUUUUGAUGAAAAAAGUGUAACUUCCUUCAUGCAAAUGUGUUUCCAGACUCUAAGCAAAUCAGUUAGUUGUAAAAUGUCUAUAAACAGUAUUCUGAAGUUGUGCUUACCUGUUCACCUUGAUACCUGAGGUCAUAAAAUGGACAUUUAUGCAUCCCAAUACAGAUGGAGGCAACCAAGUAUUGGAUUUGGGUAUCUUUUUACAGCCUUGAUGUUUCAACAGUAGAGCUUGCAAGUGAAUGGGCAGAAAAAUAUAUAGUAGUGCCUAAAAUCCAUAUGAAGAGAAUGUUAAAUUUCACUGUUAAUUAUUAAAAAUGUGCCGCAUUAAAAAGUCAAAAACCACA